AUGACCUCGUCCUGGGACCGAUGGCGACCUCCCUGCCGUGUGUGGGCUGCGGCAAAUCAUUUUUCUUGUAAGAUUCUGCGUGCGUCCGGACGGCAGUACGAACAACGUCACGACAUAACUUUUUUAGAAAUAAGUUUGUUUUGCAAAUUUCCCUUCUGUUGCUCUCCCCUAGCGGAUUUUUGGUUUUUCUCUAUCAUAUCCUGCCAGACUCUACGGCCACGACAUGACGAUGGAUUCAUUGCUCGUUCGACAACUAUUUUUCUCGGCUGCAGCACCCUUGCGAAAGAAAAGCAGCACCACUCUGAUCUCCCGAAAAAACCGAGCAUAUUAAGAUCCGCGUGUUAUGAAGCAGCAAAGUGUGACACUGAUGAAGAUGUUGAUGUUCGAUUUGCGGGGAUCAAGUUAAUCGUAUGUAAGUACGCGUGA
Molecule: messenger RNA, 426 nt
Organism: Amoebophrya sp. A120
Lineage: Eukaryota; Dinophyceae; Syndiniales; Amoebophryaceae
Source: the annotation of a GenBank genome assembly